CGGCUUGUGCACCGUUCUGAGAACAUUCUGAGGUUUUCAAGCGUAGACGACUCGCUCCAACUACAUCCCUUCCACGGCGCGCGGACCCCAUCUACAAUGGCUUCACAAGAUAAUCGCGUCCUCAAGCUUUCCGGCAACGAGCGCAAGGAAGAUUACAGCACCAUCGUCGCCCGUCGUGGCCACAGUAGCAACCGUAUAGUACACGCCUCGUUCGCUGACCUUAUCCCUCUACGGCAAAGAGCAGAUGUCGGAGACUUAUCGCUAGAGAGACCAUCAGAAGAAGAGGUUGAAGAGACGAGACUAAAGACACAGAAAGCUCUCCAGCAGCUCGUUUCUGGCGCUGUCGCGGCACAAAAGCCGAAAAAUGUCACCGGUCGAUCGCAGAAAGAUCCACUAUACGUGCGGUAUACACCCGCAGACCAGAUGGGUGAUACUUCAAAGAAGCAAGACCGGAUCAUCAAGAUUGUAGAGAGGCAACAGGAUCCGAUGGAGCCCCCCAAGUUCAAACAUAAAAAGGUCCCUCGUGGACCGCCAUCACCACCACCGCCUAUCAUGCAUUCACCACCAAGAAAACUCACCGCUGAAGAUCAAGAGGCCUGGAAGAUUCCUCCGCCAAUAUCGAACUGGAAGAACCCGAAGGGCUAUACCGUGCCAUUAGAUAAGCGACUAGCGGCAGAUGGUCGAGGCCUCCAGGACGUAACAAUCAAUGAUAAGUUUGCGCAGUUCGCGGAAGCCCUUUUUACAGCGGACAGACACGCCAGAGAUGAGGUACAGCAGCGCGCACUCAUGCAGCAGAAGCUCGCGGAGAAAGAGAAGCAGCAAAAGGAGGAUCAUCUACGAGCACUGGCACAGAAGGCUCGUGAGGAGAAGGCACGAGGUGGAAGAAGAUCGUCACAUCGAUCACGAAGUCGGUCUGUUGACAGCUAUUCUUCUCAGUCCGACAGUGAAGGCGAAGACGCCGCGCGUGAGCGAGAAGAUAGGCGGCGUGAGCAAAGACGAGAUAAUGAGCGCAAGCUACGCCAGUCGCGCAUGGGAACCGAGCGCAAAAUUCAGAUGAUGGCCAGAGAGCAAGGUCGUGAUAUUUCAGAGAAGGUUGCCCUUGGUUUGGCGAAGCCCACACAGACUGGAGAGUCCAUGUACGAUUCACGCUUAUUCAAUCAAACCAGUGGUUUUGAUACUGGCUUCAAUGAAGAUCAAGCUUACGACAAGCCACUCUUCGCUGCUCAAGACGCCAUCAACAGCAUCUAUCGGCCGAAUGUGCAGCAAGAGGACGACGAGGACGCUGGAGAGACUAUGGACAAGAUCACGAAGAACAGCAAGUUCGAAGUUCUUGGAAAGGCUAAAGAAGGUUUCAAAGGGGCCGACCUACAAGAGGAGCGCGAGGGACCUGUGCAAUUCGAGAAAGAUACAGACGAUGUGUUUGGCAUUGGCGAGAUGAUCGACGAGGUGACCAAAGGCAGUAAAAAGCGUUACGGAAUGCAAGACCAGGACGAUUCACGUGGGUUGAAGCGUGCCAGAGUCGAAGACGACUCCAACUGAGCUUACUUAACAAAAUGUCGCCCAUUACUGGCUGGCUUUAUCUAGUGUUCUUAGGCGUUGCAUUUUACGGCGUUUCACCAUCAUCAAGGUUUCGAUAUCGCUGCCACGGACUCUGCAUUCUUUCAUAGACACGUCGUAAUGCCGAUUCACCUCAGUGUUCUCACGCACUCUUCGACAUAUUAGGUAUACUAUCACCUGUCUCUUCUGAUCAUGGAUGUUUGGGGUCCUUGAAGCAAAACCAAU
Messenger RNA from Pseudovirgaria hyperparasitica, 1782 nucleotides. RefSeq lists its product as uncharacterized. Gene Ontology annotation, biological process: mRNA splicing, via spliceosome. Gene Ontology annotation, cellular component: spliceosomal complex. The record is from RefSeq and is a predicted model, not a curated record. Bases 97 to 1539 code for a protein of 480 amino acids. The transcript has 2 exons. NCBI's taxonomy places the organism in Eukaryota, Fungi, Ascomycota, Dothideomycetes, Acrospermales, Acrospermaceae.